AAAGGAGAGCAGAGAGGGCUUCCAACUCAGUUCGCCGACUAAGCAGAAGAAAGAUCAAAAAACGGAAAAGAGAAGAGCAAACAGACAUUUCCAGGAGCAAUUCCCUCACCUCCAAGCCGACCGCGCUCUAGGAAUCCACAUUCCGUUCCUUUAGAAGACAAAGGCGCCCCAAGAGAGGCGGCGCGACCCCAGGGCGUGGGCCCCGCCGCGGAGCCCGCACCGCCCGGCGCCCCGACGCCGGGAACCAUGUCUCCCGCCCCUCGACCCUCCCGCAGCCUCCUGCUCCCCCUGCUCACGCUUGGCACCGCGCUCGCCUCCCUCGGCUGGGCCCAAGGCAGCAACUUCAGCCCCGAAGCCUGGCUGCAGCAGUAUGGCUACCUACCUCCAGGAGACCUGCGUACCCACACACAACGCUCACCCCAGUCACUCUCAGCUGCCAUUGCCGCCAUGCAAAAGUUCUAUGGUUUACAAGUGACAGGCAAGGCUGAUUUGGCAACCAUGAUGGCCAUGAGGCGCCCUCGCUGUGGUGUUCCGGAUAAGUUUGGGACUGAGAUCAAGGCUAAUGUUCGGAGGAAGCGCUAUGCCAUUCAGGGCCUCAAGUGGCAGCAUAAUGAGAUCACUUUCUGCAUCCAGAAUUACACCCCUAAGGUGGGCGAGUAUGCUACAUUCGAGGCCAUUCGGAAGGCCUUCCGAGUAUGGGAGAGUGCCACGCCAUUGCGAUUCCGAGAAGUGCCCUAUGCCUACAUCCGGGAGGGACAUGAGAAGCAGGCUGACAUCAUGAUCUUGUUUGCUGAGGGUUUCCACGGCGACAGUACACCCUUUGAUGGUGAAGGAGGCUUCCUGGCUCAUGCCUACUUCCCAGGGCCCAAUAUUGGAGGGGAUACCCACUUUGAUUCUGCCGAGCCCUGGACUGUCCAAAAUGAGGAUCUAAAUGGAAAUGACAUCUUCUUGGUGGCUGUGCAUGAGUUGGGGCAUGCCCUAGGCCUGGAACAUUCCAAUGAUCCCUCCGCCAUCAUGGCCCCCUUUUACCAGUGGAUGGACACAGAGAACUUCGUGUUGCCUGAUGACGAUCGCCGUGGCAUCCAGCAACUUUAUGGAAGCAAGUCAGGGUCACCCACAAAGAUGCCCCCUCAACCCAGAACUACCUCUCGACCCUCUGUCCCAGAUAAGCCCAAGAACCCCACCUAUGGGCCCAACAUCUGUGACGGGAACUUUGACACCGUAGCCAUGCUCCGAGGAGAGAUGUUUGUCUUCAAGGAGCGAUGGUUCUGGCGGGUGAGGAAUAACCAAGUGAUGGACGGAUACCCAAUGCCCAUUGGCCAAUUCUGGAGGGGCCUGCCUGCAUCCAUCAACACUGCCUACGAGAGGAAGGAUGGCAAAUUUGUCUUCUUCAAAGGAGAUAAGCACUGGGUGUUUGACGAAGCCUCCCUGGAACCCGGAUACCCCAAGCACAUUAAGGAGCUGGGCCGAGGGCUGCCCACGGACAAGAUCGAUGCAGCUCUCUUCUGGAUGCCCAAUGGGAAGACCUACUUCUUCCGGGGCAAUAAGUACUACCGGUUCAAUGAAGAAUUCAGGGCAGUGGACAGCGAGUACCCUAAAAACAUCAAAGUCUGGGAAGGAAUCCCUGAAUCUCCCAGGGGGUCAUUCAUGGGCAGUGAUGAAGAUGUUAUCCAGAGGGAAUUCUGCAAAACACAGCUGGAGCCAGUGGAAGAGCCCAGGAGGGUGUGUUGCCAGAGGGAAGAGGAGGGGGAGCCCGGGAAAGGAGUGCGGUUUCCCCAUCACGAGGAAAUUGUUUGGCUGGGAUUCUGGAAUCACAAGAUGCUCUCUGAAGCCAACGAGAGAAAUGGGAAUGCAGAACUGGAGACAAAGGGAGAUGAGCUGGAGGAUCGAUUCUGCGCAGACCGGACUGUGGGGUGGAGGCCGCGUGUGUCUGGUGCUGAUGAUGUACUUGAGCCUGCCCACCGCACCCCGGGACCUUGGAGGGUGCCUUCGUGGUCAGAAGGUCCCACUUGAGUGAGCCACCAUGUCAGGAUAGGAUGACAGGAGGCAGAGGGCCCUCUGGCUCCCAAGGACCUACCAACUGUUUUCACUGGCCUGGCCUGGCCGAUUUGUCUGCUGGGCCUGACCCAGUUUCUAUGGUUCCAAGUUCCUUUAUUCGAAAGCAGCACUUGUGAGUUGGGGCAGCCAGAAGGAGCCAGUUGGAAUAUGUAAGGAGGUUUGGGCUGCCCCAAGGACACUGGGCUAAAAAGAUACCGGAGUGGGAAAGAAGGCUAAGAAGGAGCAGCAGUUUGCCCACCAACACACCCCGUGGGGGGAGGGGCCUCUCUUUACUGCACUCUCCCUUUCCAGGGGUCCUGAUAGCAGCAGGUCCAAAGCCUCUUGGGCUACCACCCAGGCAGGCCAGGGAAGGGACAGCCUAAGAGGAACCGCACUCUCUGCAAGAGAAGAUGUUAGAGAGACAUCUCCACACAUUAUAAUCUGGUUAGCCGUUGUGGUCCUUCCCUGCCCGUUCUCAAUGCCUUUAUCCAUUAAACAGACUUCCCAGCUACCUCUGUAUCCUUGCCCUUGCUGUAGGCCUUCAGUAUACAGAGCAAGGUCUCAGUUGGAACCAGUUCCUUAGUUCAAAUUAGCCCCAUAUCGGGACUAAGGACGUGGCUCUGUGGGAGAACAUUUGCCUAACAUGAGCAGGACUAAAUGUGAUCCUCAGCACAGCAAAGCAAAACUAAGACCCCAAAGAAACUGGGUGGCUGCUCUAUGGAAGCAGAUUCUGACAAGGUUCCUUGGGCAUCUCUUCCAAUGUGUAGCUCCAUGCAGCCAGUAUGCUUUGGGGAACUGUCAGGUUAUCUGUGUUUGUUUGUUGGACCAUGCAGCAGAUCAAUGAAGGCAACCAGGGUAGGGAGGACAGGGCAUGGGAGAGGUUCCUCAGAAAGGAAAGCCAGUUUGCAGCCUACCCCUUUGCUUCUCAGAGGUAGAAGCAAGUGUUCAGAAGGAAGGAAAGUAAAGGCCACAUGGACUCAGAAACCAGAGGGGCUAAAGGUGCUUACAUACAAUAGUAGGGGGUGUUGGUGAACACCUUGAUAAGAAUAGGAGGCACCAGGGGCUGGAGAGAUGGCUCAGUGGUUAAGAGCACUGACUGUUCUUCUAGAGAUCCUGAGUUCAAUUCCCAGUAACCACAUGGUGGCUCACAACCAUCUGUAAUGGGAUCUGAUGCCUUCUUCUGGUGUGUCUGACAGCUACAGUGUACUCAUAUACAUAAAAUAAACAAAUCUUUAAG
Molecule: messenger RNA, 3274 nt
Organism: Mus caroli (Ryukyu mouse)
Lineage: Eukaryota; Metazoa; Chordata; Mammalia; Rodentia; Muridae
Source: RefSeq, a predicted model, not a curated record